UUGGCCAAACACGUGUUACACUGAGACAAUAGUGAGUGGUGCACCCUUCCUUCGCCCAGCCACAGAACAAAAAAAAGUCCCAUUUAAGCGUUGCUGGUGUAACAAUAGGAAGAAUAUAUUCCACUCAUCUCUUGUACAUGCGGCUAAUGAGAAGGAAGAACAAGGAGAGGAUAUUGCGUGUAAAAGUAAAGCCAACUAAUCACAGCUCUGCAGUCUUUGUCACCGUUGAUGUGAGGCGGGACUACUUUGGAGGUGCACGUCAAGACGUCCAGCAGAUGAACGCUCGUCAAGAAGAACAUCCCCUUCAGCAGCAUGGGGACUCCUCUUUAAAGCAGGAGGAUCCACGGCCCCCCCACAUUAAGGAGGAAGAGGAGGAUAUCUGGGUUAUUACGGAGGGAGAGUGUCUUCCAGGGCAGGAGGAGGCGGAUCUCACCAAGUUUCCACUGACUGUUGUCUCUGUGAAGACCGAAGACCGUGAAGACAAACCACCUGAGUCCUCACACCUUCAUCACAGUCCAAACGUCUGUGAAGAACAUCUUCUCCAUGAGCCACAGAAGUGGAGCUUCAAGAUGGUGAAGGAGGAACCACAGCCCUUCCACAUUAAGGAGGAAGAGGAGGAACACAUCAUCAGUGAAGAGGGAGAGCAUCUUCAAGGACUGGAGGAGUUCCCAGUGUUUGUUGUGAUUGUGAAGAGUGAAGAUGAUGAGGUCAAAAGUGAAAGUGAGGAGAGGAGAGAGGCGGAGCCUCCAAGCAGCAGCUCAACACAACACAUGACAACAGAAGCUGAUGGAGACCACUGUGGAGGAUCACAAGCAGACAAGAUCUUAGCUCCACUAUCAGAUAGUGAGGACACAACGUCACACUCUCCUGACACUGAUGAUGAAGACUCUAAAGAUGAUAAGACAUGUCACACUGACAACACACGCUUGACAUGUUCUCACUGUGGCAAAACCUUUAAAUACCGUUGGUAUCUGAAAUUACACAUGAGAACACACACUGGAGAAAAACCUUUUACCUGCUCAGAAUGUGGUAACAGUUUUGUAACAAAUCAAAGUUUAAAAGUACACAUGAGAACACACACUGGAGAAAAAACCUUAAUGUGCUCAAUUUGUAGUAAAAGAUUCACCCAGAAGGCACAUUUGAUAAAGCACACAAGAACACACACCGGUGAAAAACCUUUUUCCUGUUCACUCUGUGGUAAAGGUUUUAUACAAAGUCCGCAAUUGAAAAGACACAUGAGAACACACACUGGUGAAAAGCCUUAUAUAUGUUCAGUAUGUAGUAAAAGUUUUAUACAAAGGCAUCAUUUGAAAGCGCACAUGAGAACGCACUCUGGUGAAAAACCAUACUCCUGUUCAAACUGCAACAAAAGCUUUCGUCACCUAAAAACUCUUACAGUACACAUGAGAACACACACAGGAGAGAAAGUGUUGAGUUGCAGUGUGUGUGGUGAAAGAUUCUCUUAUAAGUACCAGUGUAAGAAACACAAGUGUGCUGGUGAGAACAGCAGCAGCAAAUGAAGAUGCAGGAUUUGAAAUAAAGUGUCAAAACUUUAACUUUGAAUUUCUAACAACAUCAGCACAUCUAACAUGUGUGACAUCAUUGUUGUCUGUGUAACACAAUCUUGUUAUUACGCUUCUAACAUUUAUAGAUGAGAUAUUUUAGAUUUGUGCAUUUAUUUCAGUCAAUAAAUGCAUUAACAUACAACAUUGUGUACUUUUAUUUAGAAGUAACAGAACACAAUGACUGAAAAUGUGAGAAUAAACAUACAAUAAACAUUUAAUGUGUAUAUAGAUAUUCUUAAUUCACUUUUAUACGUAUUCAUAAUGUUUUGUAUAAGUUUCUGAUAUAAUGAAGGGUUACAUAUUUUUAUUUCUAAUUGUAAAUGAUUCCAUAGAUGAACUCCUUUAUAUGAUGUACAUAUUUGUUUUACAUUUGUUCACACCUUUGCUUUUGAGUACUCAUAAAUCCCUCUUAGUUCAUAUUCACUGGUUCACAUCUGAAACAUUUUGUGGACCACUUCUGGAAGCAUAUUAUUAUUUACUUUAUACAUCAUUUGAGCAGUUGUCUUUUAUACAAGAUCAUUUACUUUUAAACUGUGUGACUUUAUCAAUCAUUUGUUGAGUCUCGAUAAAACAUUCUAUUAAUUAAUUACUUUAUUACUAUGAAUAUGGUUUUGUGAUUGUUUUAUAUGUAUGUCCCCAGACCUUUUA
Nerophis lumbriciformis (worm pipefish) is the source of this 2213-nucleotide messenger RNA. RefSeq lists its product as uncharacterized. Gene Ontology annotation, cellular component: chromatin; transcription regulator complex; PcG protein complex. Gene Ontology annotation, molecular function: DNA-binding transcription factor activity, RNA polymerase II-specific; RNA polymerase II cis-regulatory region sequence-specific DNA binding. The record is from RefSeq and is a predicted model, not a curated record. Gene Ontology annotation, biological process: regulation of transcription by RNA polymerase II. NCBI's taxonomy places the organism in Eukaryota, Metazoa, Chordata, Actinopteri, Syngnathiformes, Syngnathidae.